AGAUGGUUUCCCUCCCCUUUCAGACCCAGGUGCGAGCCGCAAUGUUUUAGUCUCCGACGCGGAUGUCCUCGAUGUUUGGCAAAGUCCGAGGCGGGGGGGUCAUUGCUCUGUCCGCCCCCUCGGAGCGCGACAGGACUGUCCAGGCGGUCACCCCGGAAUGUAACAUCGCCAUCCUGGGCUGUCCGGGCUCCGGGAAAUCCGCUCUGACUGUGAAAUUUCUCACCAAAAGAUUCAUCAGCGAGUACGAUCCUUACCUGGAGGAUACCUACACUACUGAAGAAAUUGUGGAUCACCAGCCAGUCCUCUUAAAAAUAAUGGACACUGCUGAUCAGGACAAACCAGUGAACUCUGAACGUUACCUGAACUGGGCAAAUGCAUUCAUUGUCGUCUACAGUAUUGAUAAUAGGAAAAGCUUUGAAGGGUGCCUACAUUAUCUAAAUGUAAUUUCUAGCCAUGCCAAAGGACUGCCACAGGACUACCCAAUUAUUUUGCUGGGGAAUAAACUGGACAUGGAGAGAUACAGACAGAUAAGCAAAUCUGAUGGACUGUCACUUGCAUCCAAAUAUAACUGUUCAUUUUAUGAAGUGUCUGCCAGUUUGGACUUUGAGUCUGUGCAGCAUGUGUUCCAUGAAUUGGUUCGUGAGGUGAGGCGAGAGACUGAACGUCACCUUCCUGUCAGACCUCUCUUUAUUUCUGAGGAGAGACCUGUGUUGGGUAUUGCCCACCCACCUGCCUUUGCCCAUGCUGUUAAACACCACCCACCUAUAUUUGGAACACAACGUCUGUCCACUGCCACCUACAAGGAAAUUCCCACCAUCACUUCAGCUAAACUGGUCACGGUGAAGUCAGCAAGGGCUCAAAGCAAGCGGAGAACUCCCACACUAACCUUACUUAAAGGAUUUAAAAUAUUUUAAAAUACUAAUCACUGCUCUGAAUACCAAAGCUCCAUGUAACUUUCUUUUAUCUAGUUAGGUCAAAACUUCUCUGGCUAGUGGCUUUGGAACUAAAACUGUCACAAAAAUUUAUAAUUAUCAACCUAACUAACUGAACACCAAGCACUUCAUCUGGUAUUGGUAUGAUCUUUGGUAAGACUAUGUGGAUUUAGGAUUGAGUAAAUGGAGCACCAGAUUUAGCAGAUGACGACCUGUGACUGUCUACCUUUGUCGAUUGCCAGCUGAAACCUCUUUUAGGCAAAAAUAUUGGAAAGAAGAGCCUUUGUUGCAGAGUCUGCUGUCAGAGUGCAGCCAUGGAAGGAAAGUUACCUGUUCAGUAACCUGAGGGUUAUCACCAUGUGAAAACAUGUUCCUCAAUAUGUUUAAGAUGAUGAUGGGGAGUCAAACAUUCUUUAACAGCACAUUUCAGAGGUUAAAAAGAAUCCAGAACAAGUUUUUCAAGAAGUAAGGAAGAACCAGCAUUGAAAAUGGUGUUUAUGUUUCAAUUGUCCAUUUCCAGAGGUGUUCACUAGAUUACAUUAGAUUUUGCACAUUUGAUAAUGAAGAGGAAUGCACAGCGACUCAAUAAACUUACACAUGGAAUGCUAUCUGUAAUCCUUUAUCUGUCUGGUUAUGCAAUGUUUUUUGCAAAUGAUAGAAUGAAGCAUUAGUCAUUAAGAAUGGGAUGAGUGCAGUUAAGGACACUGUCCUUUUUUUACAAGAAUGGUUCCAAGGAUGAGAAACAUUAGUUAUGAAAAUGGAUUGGAGACGUUGGAACUGUUCUUAGAAAGGAGAAGGCUAAGAGGAGAUUUGAUUGAGGUGCCCAAAAAUGAGGGGGCUGGAUAGAGUAGAUAGGGAGAAACUGUUCCCGCUCAUCAAGGGAUCGAGAAUGAGAGGGCACAGAUUUAAGGUGAUUUUCAAAAGAAGCAAAUGUGAUGUGAGAAAAAACUUUUUCACAUAGUGAGUGGUCCGAGUCUGGAAUGCACUGCCUGGAAGUAUGGUGGUGGUAGGUUCAAUCGAGGCAUUUAAGAGGGCAAUAGAUGAUCAUUUGAAUUGAAACAAUGUGCAAGGGUACAGGGGGAAAGCAGGAGAAUGGCACUGAGUCAUAAUGCUCAUUUGGAAAGCCAGUGCAGACAUGAUGGGCCGAAUGGCCUCUUGCAUCAUAACGAUUCUGUGACUCUCUAGAGUCCUGAUUUCAGUCCAAAUCAAGUUGGUAAGAAGACCAUCUUCCUUUAUCUCUUCUUACCCUUACUGCCACCUGUACAUGUUGCUAAACAAGGUGAAUUUGGGCAAUCACUAAUUUUCCAUUGGGUAGGAGGUUAUAAAAUGACAGUCCAUAAUUUGACAUGAAUUAUCACCGGAUUCACAAUCUCACUCCAAGGUCACAAGAAUGGCCAGUGUGAAGAAUAGAAGUGUUCACACUGCUGCACUGGGAUGUUCUGAACUAUGUUUGAGCUGAGACAGCUUUACUUGGCAUCUGACCAUACUCUAUCUGAUCUGCAAGUGUUGUUGACAUGAGGAUCUAAAUAAGAAAAGAACUCCUGAUAGUCAUGACCAGGCAACCAUGGAAAAUUAACCAAUGAAUAUGUAUUGGAAUGAAAACAUAAUUGACCAGUUCCCAGUAUGAUUACAAAACUUUCUGCAUAACACCAGAUAUCUGUUAUCCAUCAGUGAAAUGGCAUCAUUUUUUAAAUCUUGUUUGUUUUUAUUUUCAGUACAUUUGAAUAUGUAAGCUGCUUAUUAUGCAGGGGAGUAAAAAGCUAUCUUUCAAAA
Molecule: messenger RNA, 2705 nt
Organism: Carcharodon carcharias (great white shark)
Lineage: Eukaryota; Metazoa; Chordata; Chondrichthyes; Lamniformes; Lamnidae
Gene: rasl12
Product: RAS-like, family 12
Exons: 5
Coding region: 63-914 (283 amino acids)
Molecular function (GO): GTP binding; GTPase activity
Source: RefSeq, a predicted model, not a curated record